UUUGAGUUUGGACCCUCGAUCUCUUUCUAUCUCUAUGUGCUUCUUUUUUCAAACAAAACCGCAAUUAAUGGGCUUACACUUGCACCACACCACUGUGAGACUAGGAUUCAUCUUGGUGCUGCUAAUAUCAGUCAUGGUUAGCUACACAAUGGCAGAUGCAGCCAAAGAUAGAGAGGAGUGUCAACAGCAGUUGGUAUCGAUGGCCACCUGUCUGCCUUACGUUGGUGGUGAAGCAAAAGCCCCUACACCAGACUGUUGCUCUGGUCUCAAACAAGUCCUCAAGAACAACAAGAAGUGUUUGUGUGUUAUCAUCAGAGAUCGUAAUGAUCCAGACCUGGGACUCCAGAUUAAUGUUACACUCGCUUUGAGCUUGCCUUCUGUUUGCCAUGCCCCUGCUAAUGUCUCCCAGUGUCCCGCUCUUCUACACAUGGAUCCUAAUUCACCAGAAGCUCAAGUUUUCUACCAACUGGGAGGGAGCUCUAAUCAAAGUGUCGGUAGUCCUGCUCCUAGUCCUACAUCUACUGGUAAUGUUGGAGUGAGUCCCACGAGUGGCCAAGACUCAAAUGGUGGUUAUUGCAGUGGAAAGAGGUGGUUUGGAAUGGAGAUUGCUACUGGAGGGGUCUUAAUUUGGUGUUUCAUGAUCAGUUCACACUUGUUCAUAAUAUAGGCACUUGGUUUCUCACUUUUUAAUAACUUCGGCCUUGACUUCUCUGUUGUAUAAUUGUCACCCCCAUUUUAUCUUCCUUUAGUUUAUAUAUAGACACUCUCUGCCCUUCCCCU
Messenger RNA from Alnus glutinosa, 780 nucleotides. Its product is annotated as non-specific lipid transfer protein GPI-anchored 14-like. Lineage: Eukaryota; Viridiplantae; Streptophyta; Magnoliopsida; Fagales; Betulaceae. The coding region runs from base 35 to 667 and encodes 210 amino acids. The record is from RefSeq and is a predicted model, not a curated record. The transcript is spliced from 3 exons.